AUGACACUGGCACGCUGGUCACUACGACGGAACAACGGUGCUAAUACAGACUACCGCAAGACAUGCAGGAACCGCGCCGCCUCUGUUAGACAGUUCCCCUCAAUUUUCUUCUCCAAGUUUGCUGCCGAAAACCCCCCUUCCAUACGGCAAACAGCGCCGCACCCCGGCCACUCCGAACUCUCUCUCCCCCGCUCCUUAUGGUUCCCCUGUCAAGCCUGCUACCGCGAGGAUCAUCCAUGGGGCGAUGCAACCGUCAAAGGUGGGGGUAAACGGCAGUGGCUUCGACGAUGUCUUCUUCCACAGGCCCCAGAAGCAGUAGUCACCGGGUGGCUGACAGGUAGGCUACAAGCCUACAACUAA
This is a messenger RNA of Colletotrichum costaricense, 360 nucleotides long. RefSeq lists its product as uncharacterized. Bases 1 to 360 code for a protein of 119 amino acids. The transcript has a single exon. The record is from RefSeq and is a predicted model, not a curated record. Lineage: Eukaryota; Fungi; Ascomycota; Sordariomycetes; Glomerellales; Glomerellaceae.